Colletotrichum chrysophilum is the source of this 768-nucleotide messenger RNA. RefSeq lists its product as uncharacterized. The coding region runs from base 1 to 768 and encodes 255 amino acids. The record is from RefSeq and is a predicted model, not a curated record. NCBI's taxonomy places the organism in Eukaryota, Fungi, Ascomycota, Sordariomycetes, Glomerellales, Glomerellaceae. The transcript has 4 exons.
AUGGCCAUCCAGCUGCCUCAAGAGGAGCUGGGCACAGCUAUAGGAGUUCUCGUCUACUCCUUGUUCUGCAUCGCAUGCAGUUGUACCAUGGGAUGGCUGACCUAUGUCCAUCGUGAGGCUAUCAGCUAUGUCGCACUUGUGUCAUAUUUCACGGGCCUCUCCACAGCCGCCUCCGUGGCCCAACAGCUUCACACGAUUGUGUACUGGAGGGAUAUCAAGAAUGCGCAGUUUCGGCACUCUAUCGCCAACGUUGGCAAUCCUGAACUCGCCAUCGCCGGACAGUCGACCGGUCUUGACCUCGUACUCUUCUACAUUCAGUUUUACAGCUACAAUGUCGAGGCGGCCUUGACCUUCUUCUGGUCCAUCGCGCUCACGCAAUCCAUCUUCCAACUUGAGCCGGUGAAGUCUACACGAAAGCGAGCCAACUACAUCGCCAAAGGCACCGCCGUUCUGCUGCCCGCCUUGCUAAUGGGCAUUCUCCGACUCGAGGCGGUUCAAAAGCAAGCAGUGCCUUUUCUCUUUCUGGCGGAUGGAGUCAUGGGCUUUUGUCUUAGCGGGAGUGGUGUUCUUCUCAUCGUCAUCUUGGUCAAGUACAUCCACACGCGCCGCAACCUCUUAUCAUGGAACGUCCGCUAUGGCCAACGUUCGGCCAGCACCAAGAGUAGCGACACUCUAGCGGUCGACACUAGUAACGGGAAACGCCGCCAGAGUAUAUACGACAGAUGGCUCGUCGUUCGAUUCAGCAUCGCCUUUGUGGCAUUAGCGUGA